This is a messenger RNA of Aedes albopictus (Asian tiger mosquito), 1348 nucleotides long. RefSeq names its product DNA polymerase interacting tetratricopeptide repeat-containing, protein of 47 kDa (gene Dpit47). The transcript has 4 exons. Lineage: Eukaryota; Metazoa; Arthropoda; Insecta; Diptera; Culicidae. Gene Ontology annotation, molecular function: Hsp70 protein binding; Hsp90 protein binding. Gene Ontology annotation, cellular component: nucleus; cytosol. Bases 116 to 1291 code for a protein of 391 amino acids. Gene Ontology annotation, biological process: protein folding. The record is from RefSeq and is a predicted model, not a curated record.
UGAUUUCGUUGUGCGCAAACGAGUGAGUGGUCGCAUUUCCUGCUAACAAGUUUUUAUUGAAAUAUUCAAAAUAUUUAAUAGAUAUUAAGUUGAAAUUACACAUUAGAUUAGAACGAUGGAAUCUGCGUGUAAGAAACCUAAAAUUUCCGACGAGGAGCGGUUGGAGUUGGCUGCCAAGCUUGAUAAAGAUUUGGACCAGUUCAUCAAUUCCCUGGAGAAGCGACGAUACACCGAAGGAUGGCCCGAGGAUCGCUGGGAAGAGGAAAUGGCCAAACAUCCGUUUUUCACGCGUAAAGCACCUGAACCUGGUGAGGCACUAAGCCCUCUGAUGGAGGGUUUACAGCAACUCAAGUAUGAUCCUGAGGAGAACACAGCUCAGGAACUGGCCGAGGCGUACAAGGAUGACGGUAAGUUCUACAUGCAGCACAAGAAGUUCCGACUGGCAGUUUUGAGUUAUACGGAAGCACUGAGUUUCGGUGUCACCGAUUCGGAGUACCGGGCUGUGCUGUAUAAUAACCGAAGUGCUGCGAAUUUCUUCCUCAAGAACUAUCGGUCUUCGAUGUUGGAUGCCCAGAAGGCACUGGAACUCAAGCCAGACUAUGAUAAGGCACGGUGGAGGGCUGCCCAGAGUGCCGGUCAGUUGGACAAAUUCGACGUGUGCAUCGAGCAUUGUGACGAAAUCCUUCGAAAAGAUCCAACCAACGCCCAAGCCCUGGAACUUCGGAAAAACACGCUGGCUAAAAAGACCACCAAAGAGAGAGAUGCUCGCAAAAUGGCCCAACAGGAGCGCCGGAAGCAGGAACAGCUGGAAAGGACAAUAGACGCUCUGAAGAAGCGGGCAGUGCAAUUCGAAGAAUCGGAUGCUUUGACCAACGAAAAACGGUUGAAACCUAGGUUGGCUCCGCUGGAGGAUUUCAUGGUGAAAGCCGAUGGCAACGGGGUGCUACAUUGGCCAACGGUGUUUUGUUAUCCGCAGUUUUUGAGCACGGACUUCCAGCAGCAGUUAUCCGAGGAGUGCACCAUGGAAGAUGUUCUGAUAAACUUGUUCGAACAACCACUGGAACUGGACAAGGAAGGAGAAUACGUUCCGCACAAGUUGAAUGUGUACUACGAAAACAGAUUAGCUGGAAAAGUGCACAAAGUUGAUGUCAAGAAAGCCAUCAAGGAAAUCGUGCGGGAGAAGACGUUCUACGUAUAUGACGGAACGCUGGCAUUCUUCAUUCUUCCAAAGGAUACAAAACACGAGACAGAAUUUUUGAACCAAACUCGAGUGCCUCUCCGUUUAAAGUAAGGUCAUAAGGUUAUAAGGCGGGUCUUAUCCAAUAAAAACUCAAUUAUGUAAAGUAAA